AACCUACGACAACAGAUUCAGAACGGACUCCCUUAUCGUACUGAGAAAUGGCGGCGUCCGUGUGCCGAGUCGGGAGCACCGUGGGUCGAGCCCUCGCCAAAUCCCGAAAUCCCAUCCUGCUGUCUCUGAGGCGCGGACAGUCUUCAGUCAGCUAUGCCCAGAGCCUGCUGGGAGCCCCUGAAACUCACCUCACUACCCUGGACAACGGUUUGAGGGUCGCCUCCGAGGACACCGGACAUGCAACCUGCACCGUUGGACUGUGGAUCAGUGCUGGUAGUCGCUAUGAGACUGAGAGGAACAACGGAGCAGGCUUCUUCCUGGAGCACAUGGCUUUCAAGGUACACAUUUCUAGGCUUCAUGACCUUAAAGAAAUCUGA
Notothenia coriiceps (black rockcod) is the source of this 377-nucleotide messenger RNA. Its product is annotated as cytochrome b-c1 complex subunit 1, mitochondrial-like. The record is from RefSeq and is a predicted model, not a curated record. Gene Ontology annotation, cellular component: mitochondrion. NCBI's taxonomy places the organism in Eukaryota, Metazoa, Chordata, Actinopteri, Perciformes, Nototheniidae. Bases 48 to 377 code for a protein of 109 amino acids. Gene Ontology annotation, molecular function: metal ion binding. The transcript has 4 exons.